Molecule: messenger RNA, 2546 nt
Organism: Struthio camelus australis
Lineage: Eukaryota; Metazoa; Chordata; Aves; Struthioniformes; Struthionidae
Source: RefSeq, a predicted model, not a curated record
GAAGUGUUUUGCUUGUUGUUUAAUUAUCAUAGCCUAUGAAAUGAGGCUUUUAUCUUCGUUACUGAGAAAACUGCUUCUAUUUGAGACAUAAAUAGUUUCCUAGGAAGAUCAACUGAAAUUAGCAAAGGCGUUAUGGUAGUAUAUAAUUUCGAAGGAUGGGAACCGUGAAAUUGAUGCCAAAGCAAGUUGGCAAAAAAUCUCAUUACAUCUAACUAUAAAGUUACUUCCAAAAAUACAAUUACAAUUUAAUUUUGAAGUUGAGUCUUAUUUAAUUAUUAACCUUAACUGAAGAUAUACUGGGUUUCAAAACAUUCAUUAUUUUUGUUAUGUAAUGUGUAGCAUUACAUAAAUAAGUUUUAUUUAGCCUCAGCUGAUUUUGUGGCAAGUACAGACAUCCUAAUAUUUCCUACCUGCUUCACCACAGUUCUGCAAGAUUUAGCUUGAAGUUGGCAAAGCUUUUUGCUUGCUUAAGUAUAUUUUGGAGUUCUUUAGCCACAUCCAGCUACAGCCUUAAUACUUACGAGCAUUAGCCCAUUUCUAACAAAUCUCAGAAAAGAUCACGUGGUAAGGAGAGUAACUGACACUAAACAGUCCGUUUUCCUGAAUCUCUCCCCUUCUACACAGACUAUUUUCUUACCAGUCUCCAGGAGCUUGAAAUAACACAUAAGGCAGACAGUCUGACACUGCUCCACUGUGAUGGAAGUAGGCUAAUAGUUUGGUGCCAGCCAGAACAUUGCUUUUCGAUGCCUGCAUGCUCUGCCAGCUGCGUGCUGCUCUGUUUUACAGGGAGCUUCUGGAGGAGAGUGGAUUGACUGUGGACACCUUGCAGAAGAUGGGUCAGAUCACAUUUGAAUUUGUGGGCAACUCUGAACUCAUGGAAGUUCACAUUUUCCGGGCAGAUGAUUUUCAUGGAGAACCAACAGAAAGCGAUGAAAUGCGUCCACAGUGGUUUCAGCUGGAUGAGGUGCCAUUCAAUCACAUGUGGGCAGACGAUGUCUAUUGGUUUCCCCUGCUGCUUCAGAAGAAGUUGUUUCGUGGCUAUUUUAAGUUCCAGGGACAAGACACUAUCCUGGAGCAUACCCUGAAAGAAGUGGAGGAAGUUUAAGAAGAAAAGGGAAGCAUUCGGGCCACGUGCUGCUGCCCACAUUGGACUAGGAACAGCAUGACUACUACUUAUACUGGUCUCCUUUCUCAGCUGGCUAACAAAGGAGACUUAUCUGCCAGCCAAGGGGAAGUAAAGAAAAUGAGGGGCUUUCUUAGAGCGCAAAGAAAAGUAUCACAUCUUUCCAUGCUGUGAAGUCCCAGGCUGUGGUAUGCUUCAGUGGUUGUGGGAUGACAGCUUCUAAAAACUUGCUGUUAACCUUUUCCUUCUCAAGCAGAUAAUUUGUUAGGGUUUUCCCUCUUUGCUAGAAAUGUCUUUAGAAAAAUUAAAAAUAUUUUGUAAGUAAAAGCAUCUGCUGUCCUGUUAUAAAUGGUUGUCUAGCUUCUAGAUUGUUUAAAGGCCUUUCAGUAGUUCACUUCCUUUCACAAGGACGUGAAACAGCUUGAGCAACGCAGUCCACUGCUUUAUCCAAGAGCAGAAUCUAUUAAGUAUGUUGUCUAUCUACACUAUUUUCUGUGCAGUUCCCUGUUCAACAUUACUUUUGGGACAAGGUGAAGCUUGAUCAGUGCUAUGAAAGCCCUUUGAAAAGUUUAAGUAGGGGUCCUUUCAGGAUCUUCCUGCUGCAAGCAGCAUAGGAUUACAGGAGUCAAAAACAAAAGUGUGAGGUAGGUGCAUGGCAUUGUUCAAGCUCUACCUUCACUCUUCCUUCUCUUAGAGCUCCUGCUGUGAACUUCAGCUGUUUUGAGCAUUUUGUACUGACAAGCAAAAAUAUGCUGCACAAGAGCUUGACUUUCAGCAGAUUUCUGUUAAGAAGUGGAGUCACCUACAGCUACAGGCUUUGCCACAUGCCAGCAGCAGGUGACAUAUUCAGCACUCAGGUCAGCCCGACUCAGCAUGCAAGGCAGCAAAGGCUUAAUCAAAUUGCACUAGAAAUAACACAGCACAUAUGUAACUUCUUAUACAAGUUUUUUUUUUUUUUAAACGCUUUUACAAACACAUUUAACACUUACAGAUAGAAUCUUGGAAUGUAAUAUAGGAUUUGUAAACAUUUCCAGGCUACCAGCUGUUGUAAUAGUUCUUUAAUUCCUGCAUUUGGAUAAAGUGCUUCAUAUAUAAGGCUAUUUGAGCAAAGCAAAGAUAUAGGAUAUUCCAGGCAGGCAAAUUUCAAACCCUCCAAACAAGAUUGUUCCUUCUUGUCUCCCUCCAGCGGUUCUGAAUAAUUUAUACCACUCAAAAACGCUCUUCUUCAUAUGCUCAGUACGCCACAACUAGAAGUUAGAGGAUAAGAUUUAACAUCUUAUACUCUUACCUUUCCUUUUGUGUUGCACACUGACUUAUUUACAGGGUUUUUGAUACUCGCCUCUGCUUCUGACAUAGCUACCCAGUAAGGGUUUGCGGUUGUUCUAAUUGAGAGAAUGGCUUGAGGCAAGUAGAGGAGAGAAAA